CUAUCCGCGCACCACAUCUUUGAUCGUUGGUUUCUGUUUGUCUUGUUAAUCCUUAACACCAAGAAUCUUGCAUUUAUCUCAAUUCACAUUUUUCUCAUUCUUGGUAUAAUAAUGCCAUUAACUCCAUCUACUAAACAAUUAAACUGGGUCAGUCUUUUUUUAGUUGAAGGGACCAUCUUUCUCUUUCUCUCUGUCUCCAUUUCCAGCAUAUAAUCAAAAUCCCUUCACACUUUUCCACAUUUCUCAUUACAUAUUCGAUUCUUUAUUCGCCAAUACUCACUCUCUUUUUUUCUAUAAACUGAGAGUAUAAGUAACUCUAUCCUUCCCUACAAGCAAAGUUGUUCACUUUUCUUGAUUCUUUCCUUUUCUUGAUUUUUGGGUUUGUGGGUUUCUGUGUUGCAUUUCGAGAUCCGCUCUCAAAUUGGGGUUUCUUCCAAGUAGUUAUACUAACUCUGUGGAGCCUCUUCACAGUUCAUACCCUUUAAAGACUCAAGCUUUAGCCACUGAUACUGAUAACCAUUGUGGCAAUGAAGAGUUAAAAAUCAAGUCUUUAAUUCACAGAAUGAUUUGGGAUUUCGGGUUGGCUUGUUUUAUCCCGACCCGCCGCCGGCGAGCUUCCGGCGAGGAUAACGGUGAGAAGGACAAAGGUGUCAGCAGUUUGGAGCAUAACAAGGCUUGGUUGCUUGCUGAGUCAGGAGCAUGUGGUACUGAGUUGAUUAAUGCUGAGCCACAUUCGGUUCAUUCCUCUUUUAGGUUCAGCUUUUGCUCUCAGGUUGAGCUUGAGUCUAUGAAUGUCAACAGAUGUUCUUCUGCUACUGUUUUAAUGGUGAAUUUGGAUAAUGGGUUAACUGAUCCCCUGUCUAGAGAGCUAAAAUGGAGGAAAAUUCAAUCACUUGAGAGGAGUAUUUCUCCUGUGACUCAUUCUUUAAUUAGGUUUACCUAUGCUGAGAUUGCUUCUGCUACUCGUAAUUUUUCUAAAGGUAGAGUUUUGGGAAGAGGAGCAUUGAGCUAUGUUUUCAGAGGAAGAGUGGGAUUUAUGAGGACUACUGUUGCGAUUAAGCGGUUAGACAGGGAAGACAAGGAGUCUCCAAAGGCAUUUUGUAGGGAAUUGAUGAUUGCUAGUUCUCUUCAUAACCCAUACAUUGUUCCUCUGGUGGGUUUUUGUAUUGAUCCAGAGGAGGGAUUCUUUUUGGUAUACAAGUAUGUAUCUGGUGGAAGUUUAGAGCGGUAUUUACAUGAUAAGAAGAAGAGGGGGGUGAAAGGUGGUCCAGCACUUCCAUGGUCUACACGGUAUAAGGUGGCUGUAGGCAUUGCAGAUUCAAUCGGGUACUUGCAUUAUGGCACUGAGAGGUGUGUUGUUCACAGGGACAUCAAACCCUCCAACAUUCUUCUCUCAUCCAAGAAGACACCCAAGUUGUGUGACUUUGGUUUAGCUACAUGGACUCCUGCACCUUCUGUACCUUUCCUUUGUAAAACAGUUAAAGGAACAUUUGGGUAUUUAGCUCCUGAAUAUUUUCAGCAUGGUAAAGUGUCGGACAAAACUGAUGUUUAUGCCUUUGGAGUUGUCCUCCUGGAGUUGCUUACAGGAAGGAAGCCAAUUGAAGCAAAAAGAGGACCAGGAGAAGAGAACUUGGUGUUAUGGGCAAAGCCACUGCUGCAACAAGGAGCUCUUGAAAAGCUUCUUGAUCCGAAACUCAAAUUCCCUCAAAAGAACCUACAACAUAUAGCUCGGAUGACUCAAGCAGCAGCUGCAUGUAUACACAGUGAAGAGUCUCGAAGGUCCAACAUGGAUGAGAUCAUUGCUAUAUUGAGAGGCACAAAAGUUCAUUCCUUGACCAGGAAGAAGUCUAUUUCCAGUAAUAAUUGUGUGAUUGAUCCCCAAUUGCAGCGGACAAAAAGUGAAAUGAAUAGUCACUUAGCAUUGGCAAUGUUAGGAGUACCUGACUUUGAGGAUGGUGAUUUUUAUUGUCGUUGAUAUGAAAACGAUUAAUUUGAUUAGCUUCAUAUUUUUUCUCUACUUGUUCUUUCUUCCCUCACUCCAUUCUAAGAUUUUAGGGUGACAACUGAUAAGCUCUUUAACAUGUAGAUAGAGAAGUGGUGGUCUGAUUGAAGAAUAGGCUGUUUGCAUAUAUUUGUCCCUGAUUUUGGUGGGGAAAUAUGGAAGGUUCUAUUUUGUAAGAUAACAUAAAGAAGUUUGUGAA
This is a messenger RNA of Solanum dulcamara, 2201 nucleotides long. Its product is annotated as probable serine/threonine-protein kinase PBL7. Gene Ontology annotation, biological process: protein phosphorylation. NCBI's taxonomy places the organism in Eukaryota, Viridiplantae, Streptophyta, Magnoliopsida, Solanales, Solanaceae. The transcript has 6 exons. Gene Ontology annotation, molecular function: protein kinase activity; ATP binding. The record is from RefSeq and is a predicted model, not a curated record. Bases 563 to 1975 code for a protein of 470 amino acids.